Messenger RNA from Centropristis striata (black sea bass), 1580 nucleotides. It is a transcript of the gene c1ql3b, whose product is annotated as complement component 1, q subcomponent-like 3b. NCBI's taxonomy places the organism in Eukaryota, Metazoa, Chordata, Actinopteri, Perciformes, Serranidae. Gene Ontology annotation, molecular function: protein binding. The transcript has 2 exons. The record is from RefSeq and is a predicted model, not a curated record. Bases 556 to 1347 code for a protein of 263 amino acids.
GCAAUAUGGUAAAAGCCUGUUGAAAUGACAUGAAGGAGCUCCCUGACUCCACAUAUAAAUACAUACAAUAAAGCAGUCACGUUUCAGAGCUUCAAAGUUGCAUCAGGGUUUGUAUAUUUUUCCCUUUCUCUCUUUUGAUUGAAGAAAUGCAUGGAUUCAAUCUCAUCCAUCACCUCCUCCCCUCCCCUCACUCUACAAACACAGAAGCGGGGGAACGGUUCAUUCCGAGCCCAUUCUCUCCUGUGGCAGCGUGCUGGGCACAAACUUGUUGCAGCACAACGCUUGUGAUUGUGUAGUUUUUCCUCUCAGAAAGUAUUUUCUUGAUGUUUUUCUUGUAGUGAGGAGGGGGAGAUGAAUCAGUUGGACGGAGACUGCAGCGCGUAAAAAGUUGUGGAUGGUUACUUUUGCGCAUAAACAUUUAAAGGACUAUAUUGUCUCCAAAAGUUGCGGCAUAAAAGAAGAGCAAGUCAAAUUCUUCCCUUUGCAAAAAUAUCACCCACAAGCAGGCUGGAAGACCAUCCACUCCGGAGAUCACCGCGAAUCCGCAGAGCGCAGAUGAUCGCAACUGGUGUUUGUGGUGUCGCGCUGGUGCUGGUGUUGGUGGUCCUGAUCCCGGUCGUGGUCAACACCGCCGGGUCUCCAGCCCGGUACGAGAUGCUGGGGUCCUGUCAGAUGGUGUGCGACUCCCACGGGACUGCAGCCACGGCCACAGCCAAGGCAACCAGCCCGAUCAAAGACAACCGCCUGGUUCAGUCGCUUCCCACGUUCAUCCAGGGUCCUCAGGGAGAGCCGGGACGCGUCGGGAGGAUGGGUCCGAGGGGUCCGGUGGGCGAGCCCGGGCCACCUGGACCUACCGGUCCGCCCGGAGAGAGAGGGCCACCGGGUCCCCCCGGACCACCCGGUGCAAAUGGGCCUAACGGUGCCAUCAGCGCUGCCACAUACAACACAAUCCCAAAAAUUGCGUUUUAUGCAGGACUGAAGAAGCAGCACGAGGGAUAUGAAGUGCUGAAAUUUGACGACGUGGUCACAAAUCUGGGGAAUCACUAUGACCCCGCUUCAGGGAAAUUCACCUGCUCAAUACCGGGGAUUUACUUCUUUGUUUACCAUGUGCUGAUGCGAGGCGGAGAUGGAACCAGCAUGUGGGCUGACCUCUGUAAAAACAACCAGGUGAGAGCCAGUGCCAUCGCCCAAGACGCCGAUCAGAACUACGACUACGCCAGCAACAGUGUCGUCCUGCACCUCGAGCCCGGGGACGAGAUCUACAUCAAGCUUGACGGCGGAAAGGCGCACGGGGGCAACAAUAACAAGUACAGCACCUUUACCGGCUUCAUGCUGUACGCUGAUUGAAACAAGGAGAAGAAGAAAAAAGAUCCGCUUAUUAAAAGGUGGACAACAUCUGCUCUGCACAUAGCUUGCUUCACUGCUCAUGCUCAAUUCAAUGUCAGUUGGAUUAUUAGAGGCAGAGCUCAACAUUUCCAUUUUUCAAAAAGAGUCCAGAGAGAUGAGGACGUCAUGCGAAAAAAAGAGAACAGAACUGCAACAGGAGAAGAGCUUACAGUGUAAUUACAGAAUAAUGAUAA